UGAAUUUCUGCCUUUUGAGCAAGGCUGGGCGGGGCGGGAUGGGGGUCACGGGGUCGUGAGACAUGCUUGCACGAUUGGGUUCAGAACACUGAGGAGCCACAUGACAUGGACUUGCCAAGAUAGGCUCGCAGAGACAGCAAGGACCGGGCUUGUCAUUCCGUGAGAUUGGCAGGGAGCAAUGAGCAACAAGGAGCAGCCUCGUGAAUGAAGGAUCGAUGAGAAGGCGAGUAUGAAGGGAAAAGGAGCCGCGGCUGGCCGACGACGGGAGUGGAGUCGAAUGGGAAAAGUUGACCUCGUGGCGGCAUGAGGACGACUUGCGCAUUCGCCUCAGGGAUUAUCACUUCACUCAGACAUCAAGAUGUCGUCGUUGCGUGGCUGCAGAGCUACUCAGCGAUUGUGGGCCAUCACGAGCACACACACGGCUAGGCAGACGCAGAUAGCUGCCACUCGACGCCAUCUUCAUGCCUCGCCGCUCCUCGGCACCCAGGACUCAUCCUCGAGGUCCUCUGGCAAGGAUGCAGCAGUUCAAGAUGACUAUGAUGAGCCCCGUGAGCCCCAUGAACCGAUUGCAGGUCCAUCGUCCACAGCUCUCGACCAAGAUCCAACGGAAGCCUCACUAAAUGACAUCAUCGGCGGUGGAAUGGACACGCCGCCUCAACCUCCCUCGUCAUCUAGCUCAGCAUUCGAUGACCUCUUCAGCGGUCCCAAUCCAUUUCCGCGAGCAGAACAAUCCCAAUUCGGCGCUCAGUACGAUCCUGUUCGCCGCGAAAGAGGAGCACCGCCGUCUCGACGUCCCACAAACUCGUCACGAUACCAUUUCGAGGACAGAUACAGCCAACGCGGGCGUCGACCAGAUCAGAGACUCUCCCCUGCUGAACGCAACCGCAGCGGGCAAAAUGCCGAGUCUCGCAUGAGCCAGCAGGAAAGAGACACUUGGAUGAAAUUGCUCGACGAUAUCAGCGGAGCCUUUGAUGGAAUGCCUGGAGGCAGCGAAGGAGGCAAGCAGCCUGGUGAUCACUUCACUCCGCUGGAGCGCUUCGUCCAUCGUAAUCAGCUACAUCCUGCCGAUGCGUCGAGCGGCCAACGCAUUCGUAGUACUCGCGACGCUGCAUCACGCACAGCCCGUGCCGCGGCCGCAGAAGAGGCUACGCUGCUCCGUUUGGCCUCCUUGGGUGAGCAAGGUGACUUUGGCCUUGCCGCUCGUAUGGAGCAAGGGGAGCUCGCCUCUGCUGUGGACAGGGCAGAGCAGGCCAUGAACCUCUGCGCAGACGAGGCCGAGCUUUGGGCAUGGGCGGGACGGGACGUCUUUGGCUUCGAUGCCGACGAGUAUGCACGGCGGGUCCGCAAAGCCAAGCUUGAUACGGAGGCAAAGGUGGGCAGGAGGAUCUUGGGACGGGCUGGCAGCUCGAACCAGCAGAUUGAGGAGAGUCAAGCCGCAGCGCCCGCCAGGCAAGACCCGGACAUCAGCAAUCCUUCGACGCUCUCACCGCCGUACGGCGUCAACACCCCACUCUACGCCCCCGUUCUGCAUCGCCUCUUUCUUCAGCUGCGCAACCGCUUCAACUCUCCACACUCAGCGCUUUCCCUCCUCCACAUCGUCCGCUCACUGGGCCCGCAAUCCCUGGUGCUGGGCUACACGCCCGAGCUACUCGGAGAGGCUGUGACCACAAGGUGGGAAGCAAUGCGCGAUUUGGGUGGAGCGUGCGAUACGCUUCGAGACGCAAAAGCCGUAGGAGCAUUGAGCAGACGGCAGCGUAGGAGACGCCCAGCUUCGAUUGGGGCGGAGGGGGAGGAUGAAGAUCGUAGCCCUGUAGACGCGGUAGUCACUGCAGUCGCCAAGGUCAGCGAAGAGGCGCGCAUGGAUGUAUUGCACGUCAGGACGCAGCAUCUCCUUGAGGAGGCCGAUAGGCGCGAGCGUGAGGCAGAGGAGGGCCGAGUGGCAGGAAAGAGCAAGAAAGAGCACGACGACUUCUUUGCUGACUGGCUCAAAGACGACGAGGACGUCUCGAAGCUCGAGGAGCCUACGGAGCCUAAUGCAGCGGAGAAGGCGCCUCCGACUACGGUCACCACUGCCAGCUUACCCCUUCCCGCUCUAGACGCGCUUCGCAUCGUAGACGAGAUGAGCGGUUUGGCAGGGCUUGCUCGCUCCUCCAAAAGGCGAGAGUCAGCCGCGUUAAGAGGUGACUUAUCUCGCCGACGAGAGCGUGGAACUUCUGCUCGUGAAGGGCAUCGGAAGAGAGACGGGGAGAGGAGAGGUCCGAAAGGCGGGAUCAGGGGCGAGGGACAACGUGAUCUCGUCGACUUUGCCCCGUCGCCCAGCAGAAGGGAGGGAGGACGUCGAGAGCGCGAUCCGCACUCCUCAUGGGGCUUCUUGUGAGCGGUUACAGCCCGUAGCAAUGCCUAUCGCCCUCUAGUCCUCGUAUCGUAUCGUACGCGCGUGAGAUUGGUGGGUAACCCGAAAAAGAAAACAGAGCGUGAAGCAAAAGCAAUGAAUGCCAGAUGCGCUUGCGCUUCCUCCUGCGCGCUCGCACUACUGCCUCUCCCUGCCUACGUCCAGCCAUCGACUAUCUCCUACUCCGCUCCACCCACUCUUGCCCUGAUGCUCCUCCCUAAACUUUGUGGUCGCCCUGCCCCAUCCACUCAGCUCCCCUGCAACUCUGAGAUCCCAGGGCAAGCUA
Messenger RNA from Jaminaea rosea, 2678 nucleotides. RefSeq lists its product as hypothetical. Bases 359 to 2377 code for a protein of 672 amino acids. Gene Ontology annotation, cellular component: mitochondrion. The transcript has a single exon. The record is from RefSeq and is a predicted model, not a curated record. Lineage: Eukaryota; Fungi; Basidiomycota; Exobasidiomycetes; Microstromatales.